Messenger RNA from Lutzomyia longipalpis, 2587 nucleotides. RefSeq lists its product as uncharacterized. The record is from RefSeq and is a predicted model, not a curated record. The transcript is spliced from 4 exons. Lineage: Eukaryota; Metazoa; Arthropoda; Insecta; Diptera; Psychodidae. Bases 62 to 2044 code for a protein of 660 amino acids.
UACUUGAUCUGAACGCAUUUUCUUGUUUUUUUUAUUCGAUUAAUAUUUUAAAAAUUGAAAAAUGGAACGAAGAUCAUUCAGAUAUAGUUCAAGCUAUUAUAGAAAAAUUGAUGCAUUGCGAAAAAGUUUAAAUAAUACGUAUAAUACUAAUCAAGUUUUAAAUAUAAGUGUCGGCAAUGACAUUGCAGAAGAAAAUGAGACUUCAAUGGACAUUGAUUUUGAAGAAGAGAAUAUUAAUUUGGAUUAUUCAUCAGAUGAAAAUACUGAAGAUGAGGAGGAAUAUAAUACACCAGAUCUGCAUAAUGAUAUUCAUAUCUGGGCAAUCGAGCAUGACAUAAAACAUGACGCACUUACAAAAUUAUUGCAUAUUUUGAGACAAUUUCCAAUGUUUCAAUAUCUACCUUUAGAUGCGCGUACAAUCUUAGAAACACCAAGGCAUAUAGAUGUGAAGCCAAUGGGAAACGGAGAAAUGUGGUAUCAUGGAGUUAAAACCGUUGUCUGUAAACAACUUGAACAACUGAAUAUAGACAAUUUACCAAAAAUAUCAAUCAGGUUUCAUGUAGAUGGUCUUCAAGUAUUUAAAAGCUCAAAGAUUGAUGUAUGGCCAAUAUUAUGUGCCAUUGAUGAGCUUCCUAAUAUUCCACCACAAGUUGUUGCAAUCUAUUGUGGAAACGGUAAGCCUUCCUGUGUGUCGGAAUACUUUGAAAAAUUUAUUCCAGAUGUUCAGGAUCUAAUAAGGAAUGGUUUGAAGAUUGGCAUGCACCAUAUUAUAGUCUCUAUUAAGAGCUUUUUGUGUGAUCUUCCCGCGCGAGCAUUUGUUAAAGGUACCGUGUAUUAUAAUCACAGAUAUGGAUGCAGUAAAUGCACAGUUGAAGGAGAAAAUGAUCCAGGACCACGAAUGAGCUAUCCUACAUUGAAUGCUCCUAAGAGAACUAAUGAAAGUUUUAGGAGACGUCAAGAUCCCUCGCAUCACCAUGAAACAUCUAUUAUUGAAGAAUUGCCAAUCGACAUGAUUACAGCAUUUCCAGUUUCCGAUGAUCUUCAUUUACUGCACCUAGGUGUUAUGAAAAGAUUAGUUUUAGGUUGGAUGGAAGGUAAAUUUAAUUACCACUCAAAAUGGCCAGCUGCAAUUACUAAAAAAGUCUCUAGAAGGUUGGUUAAGCUUAAUUAUUACAGACCAAAAGAACUUCAUCGUAAUAUCAGAGAUUUGAAUGAGAUUUCUAGAUGGAAGGCAACUGAGUGGCGAACUUUCCUUAUGUAUACCGGUGUUGUAAUUUUAAAAGAUAUUCUCAAAGAAGAUGUUUUUUAUAAUUUCUUAUUACUUUUCUGUAGUGUAACAAUUUGCGAAUCUCGUCAUUAUCACCACUUACUGCCAGUUGCGGAAGCCAUGUUACAAGAAUUUGUAAAAACAUAUAUACAGCUCUAUGGUCGCGAUCAAAUUGUUAUGAAUAUUCACAGCAUCAUACACGUGGUUGAUGACGUUCGAAAUCAUGGGCCAUUAUUAUCCAUGUCUACUUAUCCCUUUGAAAACGAAUUGCAAAGUAUUAAAAAAAAAGUGAGAAAUGGAAAUCGUCCACUCGUUCAAAUUGCUCGAAGACAAAUGGAAAAAUCUUAUGUGGACUUGCUAAAAGCAAAAAAGGUUAAAGUAUAUCCAAAGUUGGACAAAAAGAUAUCAAAUUCACACGAACUCGAUGAAUGUUCUGGUACCUAUAAGGCCCUAGACUUAAGAAAAGAUUUUACACUAAAGGGUGAUCAUAAAAAUUGUUGGUUUAUGAAUUACUCAAAUGAAAUUGUCAGAGUUAUAAAUAUUACACAGCACAAUUCAGAAAUUGUUAUUUAUGGUCAAAAGGUACGAGAAAUUUCAGAUUAUUUUACUCAAGUUAUUAAAUCAUCAACCUUGAAUAUUUAUUGCUCCUCAGAUUUAGUUUAUGAUAGAAAGAGAAUUUAUAAAUUGUCUGAAAUUAAAUGUAAAAUGUUUGGUAUGGAACAUAAGUCUAAGACAAUUUUUAUUCCGCUUUUACAUACCCUCUUUUAUACCCUUUAAACCGAUUAAAUUGUGUAAAAGGAAAGAAGCAAAGAUUUGUAAAUAAAUUUGUUAUCAUAAUAUAAAAAUGAAAAAAAUAUAAAUAAAGUAUCGAUAAUGGGCCUUAUUCAGCGACCAAGAAACCCUUGAAAUUCGCUUGAAAUCUUGAAAUAUCAGUACAAAAUUCAAAGAUUUCAAUGGUUUCUUGGUCGCUGAAUUAGGCCCAAUGUUACACUUUUUAAAUGCUUUAUAUAUAAUGCUAUUAUAAAAAAGCGCUGUUAUUAUAAUUUAGAAUUAAUUCUAUAACUGUGCACAAAAUGUAUAAGUAGUAAUUUAAAAAAUAAUUGGUUUUACAUAAAAUUGAAAAUAAAAUCAUAAAUCAUAUCUCACACAUAUGGAAAUGAGUCUUUUGAAUCUCAGAAACUCUAAGAGGGUUUCUUUACGUUCGGAUGUCCCAUUUCUAACUUCAUUGCUGCCGUACAAAACUUUGUAGAAGGUCUUGUAAGACACAUACGCACAAUCUUGGUCACCCGCAUAAGCAUUCUUCCCUAUAGUUAUAUGACA